Messenger RNA from Umbelopsis ramanniana AG, 971 nucleotides. RefSeq lists its product as uncharacterized. Lineage: Eukaryota; Fungi; Mucoromycota; Umbelopsidomycetes; Umbelopsidales; Umbelopsidaceae. Gene Ontology annotation, molecular function: DNA binding. The record is from RefSeq and is a predicted model, not a curated record. Bases 184 to 945 code for a protein of 253 amino acids. The transcript has 2 exons.
GAAAUGCGAGCUUAAAAAUAAUUGAAUCUGCGAUUAUGAAAUCAGCACAGCGUUUUAAAUUGCGUUUUUUCUUAUUUUCUCUUUUUCUUCAGUCUUUUUCUCAUUUGCGAGUUUUAAAUUUUUCUUUCGCUUUCUUUCUCCCUCUCUUUCUCUCUCUCACACUCUUCAAUACCCUAUAGUACCAUGGAGACAUACUUUGGUCAUAUCAAAACCCCUCAUGAUGCCUUAAUCGUCUUCGAAGCUUGCCGUCGAGGCUUGUUCAACCGUAUCCAACGUCGCCUGGCAGAGAAGGAACGUGGUCAAAUCCGAUCAGGCUCUGUCUUUGCUUGGGAUGAACGAGAGGCUGGUAUGCGUCGAUGGACAGAUGGUCGUACAUGGUCUCCCUCCAGAGUCUCUGGUAGUUUCCUGACAUACCGUGAGUUGGACACUCGUUGUCGGCGCCGAGCCACAUCGAACGGUUCCAGUGAUGAUGAAAAGCCUACCAGUAGUAGUAGCAAAGCCAGUAGCUCUUGUUCAUACAAACAUGAUGGCUUGAUCAAGCAAAGCUUCUCUAUCUGCACGGCCACUGGACAGAAGCUGCAUCUUAUUUCGUAUUAUACAAAGCCCGAUAUUUUGACUGGUCGUAUCCGAACGCCGUCUUCAGACCCAGCACUUAAGAACAUCGCUGUGCCCAAAGGCUUGUAUCCUGAGGUCAACCCCUUGGAUACUCAUCCCUCUACUAUGCCCAUGUAUCCCAUGCGCCAGCAGUCCUCUGAUAUGAUGAUGAUCGAUUCAUCGUCCACCAACCAACCACAGGCUUCAUCCCCACCACCACCUUCACUCAGUUCGUCACCGUUCACAUCCGAAGACGAAGAUCCUACAGACGUUCAUACACCAGCCCCCCCCCUUGGUCUUUUUUCUUUUCGCCAAAAUCCCCUUGUAUCAUACUCAACCAUGACUCUAUGAAUGUCUUUUGUAAUCUCAUUGUCGCC